Molecule: messenger RNA, 336 nt
Organism: Diaporthe citri
Lineage: Eukaryota; Fungi; Ascomycota; Sordariomycetes; Diaporthales; Diaporthaceae
Exons: 2
Coding region: 1-336 (111 amino acids)
Source: RefSeq, a predicted model, not a curated record
AUGAAUCACACCCAUCAACGGAAUCCGCGCUGGCCACCCCAUGCAAAAUUCCACAACGCGCAGACCAUUGGGCUCAGCACGGUUCUGGGCCUGGCGACGCUGUACCUGACCUGGUGGCCGCUUCUGCUGGGGCCGUCGCCCGCCAUCGACCGCUUCUCGCUGCGCCUGGCCGCCUUCACCGGCAGCGCCUACUGGCUCACCGGCCUGACCGCCAUCUACUUCCCCGAGACCGAAGGGCUCGACCCGGAGUUUGGCGGGCCCGGCUUCCCCCAGAGGCCCAUGUUCCUCGGCUUCAUGAUCGCGGGGCUGGCGGGUUCGUACCUGGAGCUUCGCUGA